Molecule: messenger RNA, 4040 nt
Organism: Suncus etruscus (white-toothed pygmy shrew)
Lineage: Eukaryota; Metazoa; Chordata; Mammalia; Eulipotyphla; Soricidae
Gene: ZHX2
Product: zinc fingers and homeoboxes 2
Exons: 3
Coding region: 284-2797 (837 amino acids)
Biological process (GO): regulation of transcription by RNA polymerase II
Cellular component (GO): nucleus
Molecular function (GO): DNA-binding transcription factor activity, RNA polymerase II-specific; DNA binding
Source: RefSeq, a predicted model, not a curated record
ACACACUGCCCUCUCCAACAAGAAGUCAACGGAUUCCCAGGAUGUAAGCGAUAUGGGACUGAUAUGAUGCUGCUUCUUGUAUUUAGCCCCUGGUGCAGUCAGUUUUCUAUGCUGAAAUCAUUCUGAAAAUCCAAAACCCAAGACUUCAUUCAACACUCAAGGAAAACCAAAGCCAUUGGAGGAGAGAGAAAGCCAAAGGCCUUUUGUUCCAAUUUUUUCACUGUCCCUUUUUUCCCCCAACUCUCUUCCCAAACAAUCCCUCGCACACACACAGCGAGACAGCAUGGCAAGCAAAAGAAAAUCCACAACCCCCUGCAUGGUGCGGACUUCACAAGUAGUGGAACAAGAUGUCCCCGAGGAAGAAAACAAAGCCAAAGAGAAAGGAAUUGGCACUUCACAGCCUGAUGCGCCCAAGGACAGUUGGGUGGCGGAAUCUGAAGACGCUUCCAAAGACAACGAUGUGAUCGAGGUGAAGUCCACUGGGGAAGAAAGUCAGUCCAAGAAACUCCAAGGUGGCUACGAGUGCAAGUACUGCCCCUACUCCACACAGAACCUGAACGAGUUCACCGAUCAUGUGGACAUCCAGCACCCCAAUGUAAUCCUCAACCCCCUCUACGUGUGUGCCGAAUGUAACUUCACAACCAAAAAGUACGACUCCUUGUCCGACCACAACUCCAAGUUCCACCCGGGUGAGGCCAACUUCAAGCUGAAGCUGAUCAAACGCAAUAAUCAGACGGUCCUGGAGCAGUCCAUAGAGACCACCCCCCACCUCGGGUCCCUCGCCACCAGUGGCCCUGUGGUGGGCGAGCAUGACCCUGGCAUCCCGGUGAGCAAGACCCCCAUCAUGAAGCCAGGGAAACCAAAAGUGGAUACCAAGAAGGUGCCCAAAAAGCCCGAGGAGGUGACACCUGAGAACCACGUAGAUGGUGGGACAGCCCGCCUGGUGACCGACGCUGCUGAGAUCCUCUCCAGACUAGGGAGCAUAGAACUGCUCCAGGACUCAUUAGGGCAUGUGACGCCUUCCGUUCAGCUCCCACCAAAUAUCAAUCUUGUCCCCAAAGUCCCUGUCCCUCUGAAUACUACCAAAUACAACUCCGCCCUGGACACCAAUGCCACCAUGAUCAACUCCUUCAACAAGUUCCCCUACCCGACCCAGGCGGAGCUGUCCUGGCUGACAGCUGCUUCCAAACACCCUGAAGAGCACAUCCGAAUCUGGUUUGCCACCCAGCGCUUAAAGCAUGGCAUCAGCUGGUCCCCUGAGGAGGUGGAGGAGGCGCGGAAGAAGAUGUUUAAUGGCACCAUCCAGUCUGUACCCCCGACAAUCACUGUGCUGCCUGCCCAGUUAGCCCCAACCAAGAUGUCACAGCCCAUCCUCCAAACGGCUCUGCCAUGCCAGAUCCUCGGCCAGACGAGUCUGGUGUUGACUCAAGUCACCAGUGGCUCCACCACUGUCUCUUGCUCUCCCAUUGCACUUGCUGUGGCUGGCGUGACCAACCACAGCCAGAAGAGACCUUUAGUGACCCCUCAAGCUGCCCCAGAGCCCAAGCGUCCACAUGUGGCCCAGGUGCCAGAGCCUUCACCUAAGAUCAUCAACCCUCUGCAGUCCUCGGCCAGUGACCGAAAGAAAACAAAGGAGCAGAUCUCACACCUCAAAGCCAGCUUCCUUCAGAACCAGUUCCCUGAUGACGCCGAGGUCUGCCGGCUCAUUGAUGUGACCGGCCUGGCCAGGAGUGAGAUCAAGAAGUGGUUCAGCGACCACCGAUACCGGUGCCAGAGAGGCAUCGUCCACAUCACCAGCGAGUCAGUUGCCAAAGAGCAGCUGGCUGUCACGACCCCCCAGCAUGGUCGUACAUACCACCCCUACCCAGACUUGAACCCCAUGAAGUUCAAAGAGAAAAGCCAGGGUCAGGUGAGAAUUCUAGAAGACAGCUUUCUGAAAAGCUCUUUCCCCACCCAAGCAGAACUGGAUAGGCUCCGGGGGGAGACCAAGCUAAACAGGAGAGAAAUCGAUUCCUGGUUCUCAGAGAGGAGGAAGCUUCGGGACAGCUUGGAGCAAGCAGUCCUGGAUUCCAUGGGAUCCAACAAGAAAGACCCAGAGGUGGUGUCCCCCAAUGGUGCUCUGUCUCGACUUGACCAGCUUUCUGGUGCCCAGUUAGCCAGCUCUCUGCCCAGCCCUUCCCCAGCUAUUACAAAAAGUAAAGAGCAAGUGCAGCUCCUCAGAAGCACAUUUGCAAGAACCCAAUGGCCUACUCCACAGGAGUAUGACCAGUUAGCAGCCAAGACUGGCCUGAUUCGAACUGAAAUUGUGCGAUGGUUCAAAGAGAACCGAUGCUUGCACAAAACCGGCACUCUGAAGUGGGUGGAACAGUAUCAGCCACAGCUUGUGGCAGAUGACCAUGCCUAUGAUACCCUCUCAAGGAAAGCAGCCAAGGGUGUCGUGGCUGAGAGCCCAAAGAACGAGAACAAGGUGGGUCCCCCCUGUGUCAAGGACCCCAAAAAGCUCUGCGAAGAGGACUCGGAGAACUUGGUGCCCAGGGCAGGCAGUGAGCAAGCCCAGAAAUGUUUGCCUGCCAAGCCCUCGGAGGCCACUGUGGACAGGUUGGAGGGGAACAGCCAGGAUGGCCAGGGCAGCGAGGAGAACCAGUCGGGCGUUGUGGAUUGGGUGGAAGUGACAGUGGGAGAGGAGGACGCCAGCUCGGACAGGUCAGAUAGCUGGAGUCAGACUGCAGCCGAGGCCACCGCAGAACUGGCUGAAUCCGACUCCGACACGGCCCCUGCCGAGGCUGGCCACACCUAGACAGGUGCUUUGUCCAAACUGCUGUGCUGAGAAAGGAGACACUUCAUCUUGGAUGAAAGAAGAGAACUUCCAUCCCCAGCCACCAGCCACCCUGGCCAGAGACUCCAAAUGGAAUGACUUAGUAGCUCGUGUGCCUGCAGGGUCCUUGAACCCAGAGGACUGGAAGGGACUUCCUCGUGCCAAAGUCCUACUACUGCAUUUUCAAUGGGUUCUUGUAAAUAGUUUGCUCUUCUGCACAGCCCCACCUCUGGAACUGAUUUGUACAAUGUGGGAAUUUUGUUACCUUUUUUUUUUUUUUAUCAAGGGCAACUUCCUUUUCCAGCACUAUCAUUGAAAGUGGGUUUGUUGCUUCCCUGGAGGGGGACCCGGAUCUACCCUCCUAUACUUUUUCUCUUUUUCUUUUUUCAUUUGUAUUCUUUGGGGGUGGGGGGAAGGUUAGCAUUAGUGUCCGUAUAUCUACUGGAUUUUAGAUAGGGAAGAAUUCAUUUUUAAAAGGAGUUGGAAAUUUGGGAGAUUUCAGGGGCAAGGGAAGGGCUAAGAUUGGGGCAUUGACAGCCCCUGAAAGAGUUUUGCUCUUUCAAAGCAACUGAUUUCCAGUUCUUCUCUCCCCACUUACAGGGGUCCUGGUUUAGUCCAGCGGUGACUUUCAGAACUGCUAAGCAGUUCUUCUGAACUCAGUUCAGAACUGAGUCUAGUAUGCCAACUGCCUGGCCUGCCUGGCCCAGGGGGACUGGUGGCAGGUGACUAUCUCCAGCACCUUCUAGAAACCUGCAGAAAGAAUUCCUGAGCUGGUCAGUGUCAUCAUGACACAUGCAACAUUAAAGCAAAAGGAGUUCUUCCUAUCUGAUGAUACAAAGAUAGCCAGCCAUGAUUGGUUUUCCUCUCUGUGCCUAGCUGCCUUUUCCCAGAGUGGCAUUAGACAAGAUAUCAGCUUGAGGCCUCACCAUGAAUUGAUUCUUUGUUUUGUGUGUUUAUUUGGGGCCAAUUUAAGAUUCCUGGGUACACUCCCACUGCCCCCAGUUAGUCCUAACUUUUAAACAAGGAAAACCAAGAGGCCUACCUGAUGUGAAUGUUGCAAUAUGAACUGUGUUUGCAAUCAUCCUCCUCACCCCCUACACUGCCCCCACCUUGUUUGAGUACACUGCACAAAUAAAAUACUAGGGAGUUUGAACAAAGUCAUUUUUUUCUAACUUGUUGCUCAUUUGUUGUAACUCAAUAAAGCAAAGACUAAACGUUUUUAUAA